CUGUAUCUAUGACCGAAGAAUCUACAAUGUGGAGUGCCUAUUUUGAUGAAACACUUGCAAAAGAUUAUAGUUUCCUAGGCUUUUAUGAGCAUAGGAAGAGACAACCAGACUUUACUUCCUCUUUUCGAAAGGAGGAGGCUGAACAAGAUUUUAGUGACCAUUCUGCGCGCUGGCCACCUACUAUCUUGUCCUAUUUGUACUGCACGUUGAGGUUGAAUGACCUCUCCUGCGGGAGGGAACCCGCACAACUAAGGGUGGGGCAUCGUAAAUAUUUCAGAGACGUUGACAUGCUCUGGAAUCAAAUCGAGAGACGCCAUGCUGAGGCUUCUGGCUCAGUUAUACAAGAUACUACUGAAGUCUUCAAGAAUUCCAUUGCAAGUGUCAAUUCCUCCAUCAAGAACGUUAAUGAAACAAUGAUCAAAUACAAUGAAGAACUUAAGGGUGAUAGAAAAAGGCGAAAUUCUGAAGAUUAUGAGGAGAACCGAAUUUCAAAAAAGCGUCAGGAUAAAUAUAUAAUACCGCCGCCACGACCCAACUCGAAACCAGAUAGUGACACUGAAGAUCAUGAAGUAGUUUCAGAUCAUGAAGUGCAAGUAUCUGAAAAAGAGAUUUCGGCAGGGAGGACUUUGACUGAUCCUGUUGUAAGUUGGACUUUAUCAACCGGAAAAAACGUUGGUGAGAUAUUAUCUGCAUAUCGGGAGAAAAUUCCUCGUACCAAGGCAUAUCUAUACCCGGCCUAUUUCGGUAUUUUAGAUCUUUCUGGAGAAGAUGUUGAAGUAAAGGAUUUGUUCACGGACGAUGAAUGGAAUGAAAUGAUCAAGGAUUUCGUGAAUAACGUUAAUUUAAGCGAUUUGGACGUCAAACAGGAGGAGCCUAUCUAUGAAAUAAUGGACAAGAUAACAGAGAAAUUGAAGAAGGAACCAUCCGAUUUAAUAACUGAAAUUGAAAGUUGUGUGAUUGAAGAUAAUACGAAAGUAAAUGCAAUUCGGCGCCUGAUUCAGACAUACGCCUACAAUCUACAACGCUUACGUUUGCCGAUGUCCGAAACUGCAUUUGGUAGCAGUUUCACAAGUAUGAUGACCAAAGGGGUACUUACCUUCGAUAAUAUUUAUCACUACGAAGAAGGAGAGAUUCAAUCUCUCGCCUCAUCAGUAAUUUCCAACAUGAAAACUAAACCUACCGAUAGAAGCUUGAUCGGACAGAAGGUAGAUUUUCGAAUAAGUCAAGACCAGUUCGAAAUGUUGAUAGGGCUAAGAUCUGGUGGUCUUCCCUCGGCGACGAAAAGCAAAAAAUGGAUUGAUAAAGUGGAUCUAUCAGUCGCUCUACGGGAUGUGUUGAUAAACGAAGGGAUAGAAAAUAAUGGCGUAAAACCGGACAAGUUUCACAAUCUCUUCACUCUCGGCGUUCAUACAUUUAAUUAUAAUUAUAACGUAUACGGAUUAGAUUGGAAAACAAGAGGCGUUUGGCGUUUAGGUCUACUUCAGAAGGUCAAGUUACCUUCAUCAAUUGAUAAUUUGCUAGUUAUAGAGAAACUGAUCAUAUCUUUGCUGCGUGUUGAGGAAACUUUGCAUCGUAUACGGAAAAUUCGUCACGAAAUAUUAAUCGAUAAAGCAAGAUUAUAUCGAACCCGACGAUCAUCAUCAUGUCCAAUGAGUUAUUCCAUUUGUGAACACGGUCGCAUAACUCGUACAAGAAGGGCAAAAGAGUAA
Molecule: messenger RNA, 1709 nt
Organism: Funneliformis geosporum
Lineage: Eukaryota; Fungi; Glomeromycota; Glomeromycetes; Glomerales; Glomeraceae
Source: the annotation of a GenBank genome assembly